Messenger RNA from Schistosoma spindalis, 3691 nucleotides. Lineage: Eukaryota; Metazoa; Platyhelminthes; Trematoda; Strigeidida; Schistosomatidae. The record is from the annotation of a GenBank genome assembly.
AUGUGUUCAUAUCUCUUUGUUAAACAUUGGAUACUACUAUUUAUGAAUUUCAUGGUAACUUAUCAACAAACUACUCACUUUAAAAAUGAUCAACCUAUUCCUGUGAAUCAGAAUAAUGUUUUGAUUCCACAUGAACAACAAGUUUACAGGUACAUCAUGAACAAUUAUGAGUCAUCUGUAAGACCGUUGAAAAACAUAUCCGAAAAGUUAACAGUGGAGAUACGUAUACGUUUACAACAAAUCAGUGGUUUGGAUGAGCGCAAUCAAGUAUUGACAACUAUACUAUUCCUUGAGCAGAUAUGGGAAGAUGAGUAUUUAAAAUGGAAUGAACCGGAAUUCGGGAAUGUAAGAACUUUGCGUGUACCAGCUGAGCAAGUAUGGACUCCAGAUACUUAUGUAUUUAAUAAUGCUGAUCAUACAAAUUCUGGUUUUUUAGAAGGUGUCUAUGUUUUAAUUCAUAGUUCUGGUAAAAUAUCAUGGCCAAUUCCAGUUCAAUUAAAAACAUCAUGUAAAGUUGAUAUUACAUUAUUUCCAUUUGAUCAUCAAUAUUGUGAAAUACAAUUUGGAUCAUGGAUGUAUACAUCUGAUUGGAUUAAAUAUAAAUUUCAAACAAAUCAAUACAAUAAAUCAAUAAUAAUGAAAAAUUGGAAAUACUCUACAAAAUUAUUAUCUCCUUUAGUAUCAUUAUUGUCAAAUACGUCGAAUCAACAUUUAAGUAUAGAAAGAAGAGAUCAUGACGAACCAAGACAAGAUGAUGUUGAUAAUAAUAAUAAUAAUAAUAAUUUUGAGGAAGAUUAUCUGACUAGAAAUGCAUUGGAUACAUCAUCUUAUUGGGAUAGUACAGAUUGGAUGCUAAAACAUGCUAUAUUAUCUUAUACUCAUCGAUCUACUGAUAUAUUGACUGUUUGGAAACCAACCACAAGUAUAUUAAACAUUCAAUUUCAUGAUAAAAAAUUAGAUACUAGACAAACUGACUUAGUAUUGAAAUUAUACUUACAAAGAAGAAGUUUUUUCUACGUUUGGAAUAUUGUUAUACCAUGUAUACUAUUAACAUUGCUUACAUUAAUCACAUUUUGGACACCGAUUAAUUCAGGUGAAAAAAUUACUUUGGGUUUAUCAGUAUUUUUAGCAUUUUCUAUGUUUAUGAUGUUGAUAGCUGAACGUGUACCGCCAACAGCCAAAAAUAUUCCACUUAUAGGAGUAUAUAUGACUUCAGUAAUGUCAAUAACAACUGGAACAGUUGUUGUGUGUGUAAUUGUCAUUAAUUUAGACGCCAAAGGUGAGAAGCUAUCACGUGCACCAAAAUGGUUGCGUCGUAUCACACAGUUUAGUUUAUUUCAAUUAUUCUACAAGGAAAAUUAUUGUAAUGUGAAUGAAUCAGCAGCUGUUUCAUCGUUAAUAGAGAAAUUUUCAAAUUUAAAUUUGGUUCAAGAAAAAAAAUUGUUAGAAAUUAAUUCUCAAAUCAAACUACUUACAAAAUUAAACGAUUUACUUUUAAUCAAUAAAAGUUUAAACAAAGAAAUUAGAUCUAUCUGUUAUAAUUAUUUAAAGAAAUCAUAUUUAAUGAAUGAAUUUUCAUUGAAUGAAACUUCUUCCAGUCCUAUCUAUUAUCAUAAUAUUAUUGUAAAUGAAUCUAAUCAUCAUGGAACUUUAACAGAUUUAUCAAAAAUAAAACCAUCAUCAACUAUUCAAAGUACAACAUUGAAUAGAACCAAUAUAAGUCCUCAGAUUCAUAAAGCGUAUAAAGUUUAUUCUUCUAUAAAACAGGAUUGUUUACUGAAAAAUGAUCUAUCAUCAUUAUCAUCAUCAUCAUCAUCAUCAUCAUCAUCAUCAUCAUCAUCAUCAUCAUCAUCAUCAUCAUCAUCAUCAUCAUCAAUACUAAAUCCUACUACUUGUAAUGUUCAUAGUAAUAAUGACCAUUCUCCAAGUGUAUAUAAAUUGAAUUUUAAAAGUCAUGAAGAUGUUAGAAAUGAAUUAAUUAAAUAUGAAUGGAAGGUGAUAGCUAAAAUAAUAGAUAGAUUAUUAUUUAUUACUUUUGUUGUUAUCACAUUAAUUUGUUAUAUAACCAUUUUUUUAUGGCCUUUAAUAUCUGGUUCUACUAUUUUAUAUCGAAAAAAUUAUUAAGUCAAGAUUAGCUGUUACCUACUUACUUACUUACUUACUUACUUACUUACGCAUGUUACUUCUCGUGAAGGAGUAUAGGCGACCCACUAGAAUUCUCUAUUCAACCCUGUCCUGGGAAAUCCUUUUCACUUCUUUUCGAUCGCUAUUCAUCCUUUUCACAUCUACUUCUAUUUCACGUUGUAAUGUGUACUUUAGCCUUCCUCUUUUCCACUUCCCUUCAGAAUUCUAAGUACGGGCUUGCCUCGUGGUGCAGUUUCGUGAUUUUUGUAAUGUAUGUCCUAUCCAUUUCCAACGUCUUUUCCUAAUUUCCUCUUCAGCUCGAAGCCGGUUUGUUCUGUGUCACAGAAUCGUGUUGCUGAUGGUAUCCGGCCAAUGGAUGUUGAGUAUCUUGCGUACACAACCAUUGAUAAAUACAUGUACCUUCUUGAUGAUGGUUGUAGUAGUUCUCCAAGUUUCAGCUCCGUACAGUAGGUCUGUUUUGACGUUCGUGUUUAAGAUUGUGACUUUGAUAGUGGUUGACAGUUGUUUUGAGUUCCAUAUAUUCUUCAAUUGUAGGAAUGCUGCCCUUGCCUUUCUAAUCCUCGCCUUUACGUUUUCAUCCGAUCCUGCUUGUUCAUCGGUGAUGCGUCCCAGAUACGUGAAAGAUUUCACAUCUUCCGGAGUUUCACCAUCAAGUGUGAUUGGGUUGGUAUUCUCGAUGUUGUAUUUGAGGAUGUUGCUUUUUCCUUUGUGUAUGUCGAGGUCUACUGAUGCAGGGGCUGCUGCUACACUAGUUGUAUUCAUCUGCAUUUGUUCGUGUGUAUGGGUUAGGAGGCCUAGGUCAUCUCUGAAAUCCUAAUCGUCUAAUUAGUUAUGAUAUGUCCAUUGUAUUCCGUGCUUUCCCUCAAAUGUUGAGGCCUUCAUAAUCCAGUCAACCACCAGAAGAAAGAGGAAAGAGGAGAGUAGACAGCUUUGUCUGACUCCGGUUCUUACUUGGAAUGGAUCUGUCAACUGUCCUCCAUGCCCGACUAUGCACUGUAGUCUGUCGUAUUAACUAUUAACAAUUUAACCUUUGUGAUCAUAUUAUUAUUAUCUCUUUCAUAUGUAAUUAACUAUUUCAAGUGAUAUUACAGUUUUCGAGAUGGUGGAGAAGUUUUGUAGCUCAAGCUGAUGAUUUUGAUGGAGCUCGGAGAACAAAACUCCAUCAAAAUUACAGUUUUCUUCCCUAUCAUCAUAUGAAAUUAGAUGUUCAGACUAAUACUUCUUCUUCAAAAUUCUAAUUGUAACAUCGAUUUUCAUUAAUGAUUGAAUUCUAUUCUUAUUCAGUCUAUAUUGUUACAUAAUUUUUAACUCUGCAAUAUCUCAAUUCUUCAGAGAUUUAUUAUAUUGUUAAAGGAGUCAAACAUACUGUUUUUAUAUUGUCUGCUUGAAACACCGGUCUUUAAUAUUUUACGUCUCAUGUUAAGUCAUUCUUGAUUGUACUUAUUUUGCGGUUCACAUACCUUCUCUACCGUGCGUCAAUUCACUUCGCUUCUCCGAUAUUUUGUCUGGAUCAACAAUUGUAUGAAAUAUACGUAUUCAAAAAUUC